AUGCGGACUGGCGGCGGCGACGGGAGGUUUGCGCAGGAGGAGCUGCAGCGAGCCUUGCAGCAGGGCCGCGACGACCGCAGACGGCGACGACGGGCGAGAACGAGACAGGACGGAUCAAAGGGACGCCUUUCGCAGGACUCGCAGGACUUGCAGGACUCGAGGAGCGCUGUUUCAACGGGGGUCGACGGGCUGCUGGUGCUGUUUUGGGGCGGCCGCCAGUGUCAGUGGAAGAGGAGUAGAAGAGACGACGAAGAGAAGAAGAAGAAGAAGAAGAAGAAGAAGAAGAAGAAGCAGAAGAAGAAAAGAAAAGAAAAGAAAAUGACAGAUAUAAGAUGGUGA
This is a messenger RNA of Trichophyton verrucosum HKI 0517, 339 nucleotides long. RefSeq lists its product as uncharacterized. The transcript has a single exon. The coding region runs from base 1 to 339 and encodes 112 amino acids. The record is from RefSeq and is a predicted model, not a curated record. Lineage: Eukaryota; Fungi; Ascomycota; Eurotiomycetes; Onygenales; Arthrodermataceae.